Messenger RNA from Porites lobata, 3647 nucleotides. NCBI's taxonomy places the organism in Eukaryota, Metazoa, Cnidaria, Anthozoa, Scleractinia, Poritidae. The record is from the annotation of a GenBank genome assembly.
CUUAUCAGUCAAAACCUUGCUGAACUUGUUUUUUAAUCUUACAGCCGGACGAAAAACUAUUUUCACAGAAUUACUAGCUUUCAUUCUCUUAAAGUGGGCACUUAGGCGCGCGCACGUGAGAUCAUAUGAUUCGUUAAGUGACUGAAAUUGGCUCGCCAUCGAUUAACUAUUCUCGGAAUCACGGGAAGCUAAAAUUGACGCUAUCAAGAUCGGAGAAAUCAAAACGCGUAGCUACUGCCAUAAUUUGGGGGCAUUUAUUGAAAAUGGAAUCAAAUAAUUAGUUAAGCCCUUGAGUUAGAGUAUUCCCUGAGGGCAUAUAUUCUACUCCGUGACUCUGAAACUCGCAUGAAUGUGUUUCAAAUUGUACAAUAAAAAGUGGCUCCACCCUAAUUGGGUUAUUUUCCCAGAAUACCAGUCUAAUAUUGUUCCGUUCCAGGUUAUUAAAAGGUUUCAGUUUUCACUUUUAAAUAUAUCUCAUGACCAUUGGGGCUUUCCCUUCUCGAUCCCAGCGGUAACCCGGGCAUAAUAAAUACCGUGGCUGUGUGGAUGCAGAACUCAUUCAAACAUUCAAACAGCCAGUGUACCACAAAGCAAGGAAGAUAUUUUAUCUAAGAGAGUUGUAACAAGCAUGAGAGACAACAAGAAGCUACACAUUUCAGAAUCCGAAAGACGCGACCUGCAAAGUCUCUGGGAUCAAGCCGGUGAGCGGCAGUAUAAAUGCGAAAAGAUUCUCCUAGACAAUAUGGUAAGGAAGAUGUUCUAACUUUUCUGCACAGAGUGGAUAUAUUUCCAAUUUAUAAAGUGACUAGAAAAAGCAACUUUCGUUGAACAAGGCAGAAUUUUCAUGUUGAUAUUUACUCUUGAUUUUAACUUUUAUUAAAUCAACAGAAAUGUUGAUUUGUUGUUAAAGAGUUUAGUAGCAGUUUCUUUGAUGAAUGCACUAAUAUAUUAUUUUUCCCCUUCAGAAUCGCGAACUACCUGAAAGGGUCACGAACAACUUAGGCCGCUUACAAUUUGAGGAAUACCUUACGGAUUCAAAAAUUAGCCGGGUAAGACAAGAUCAGUUAUAAAAUAAUUUUAAAUGUCACCAAUUGAUAAUCAAUUACAUGUAAUCUGUUGCUUUAUUUGUUUCCUGCUCUGUAAUUUCAUUAUGUUUGAGUUCUAAUGGGUUAUCAAGUUUUCUUCGAUGAGCUUCCUUUCAUUGAAAUGUGCUUUAAACAACAAAUGGGAAAAGUGAAAUUAACACAAUUUCAUUUUCGUUUUCAGGAGACAAAUGCGGGGGUUUUUUGCGACGACCUACAGAAAUUUGAAAGAUUCAAGGCCGCUGUAGAACUGGCCCACAGCUCCCCUUACGAAGAAGUGAGAGCGUUAAGCGAGGAAUUGGAUUCGAUUUUAUUUACCCUCACAAGUCGAAUGAAAAAAGUGGUAAGUUUGAAUAUCCUUCUACAGUGUAUGUAAAUAGUGACAAACCGCAUGAUCACGAAUAUUACUUAACACAUUGCGUGACCAGUCCUCAAAGUGAAUUAUAGGGUUGAAUGAACACUAAAAAAAAAACAUUCAGACUAUUUUGGUUAAACAAAACAACUAAACGUAAAAGCCGUGUUCAAGAGCUUGAUUUGGAUCACAUAAUUUCACGAGGCAAAUGUGUAGAAAUAUGUAGACAUCUGAAUACAGAUGGUGAAAAUAAAUACGCAAAUAAACGUUUUAAGCUAUGGGAAAUUGAAUAUUUUCUAUCUGAUUAUGUUUUUUUUUCUUUUUUGUGUGUUUUUAAUACCUACAAUGCUUCAAACAAACCUUUAAUUUUUUUAAUCAUAUAUUCCUUAUGUUUUUCAGCUUAGAGAUAAAGAGAUUUCUCUCCCAUUCCCAGACGAUUUACAUGAUCUCAAGGACAAACUGAACGAAGCAACAAAGAAAUUCUUGGUAAGAUUCAGAUCAGGGGGAAGGGGUACUCCCUUAUAUAAGCUAUAUUGGUAUGUGCCGCCCCAUCGGGGAGGGUUUCUGCGCCGUUUUGGUCUGAAAACGGGAAUACACUUUGCCCAUUUUGGCCUGGAACCGGGUAUGGUUUUUGAGGGAACUACGGAGUGUAUGAAUGUAUUUAUCGUUUCUAUUCCAAAUGAGUAAGAAAGAAAGAGAAAUAUGCAAAUUCGAAAUGGAUUUGAAGAAUUUGUUUGUUUGCGCUCCAAUCUAAGUAAUGAUAACACAAUUUCUGCCUAAAGGCCAGGUCUGAAAACAGGUAUGGAUUUUAGAGGUCUGGUCCGAAAACGGGUGCGGAAAAUAACACUCUCUGGUCUGAAAUCGGGUCAGAAUUUAGAGAACAGGGCGGCAUACCCCCACCGAGAAUUCCCAGGGGUUCCCCCUCCCCGGGGGAUCCAGAGACCGACUGUUGAAAUACGUCUUUUCUAUUACGCGAGCCUCUCUGUGAGACAGGGAGUUUACUAUGAAGUAUGACGUCAAAAAACGUUGUAAAAUUACGAGAUUUUUCGGGGUAUUAUGGAAGAACAACAUCCAAGAGGCGUACUUGGCAAAAAUUAGCAUUCCAGGGAAAAUUUCCUUUGGGAUAUUAGCCCACUUAUGCUCUGAUGACUCCAUACAAAUCCUUCUAAAUUCGACUCAGUUCAUAACACUAAGAACCAAGUCAAAAUUAGAAGGAUUUGUAUGGAGUCAUCAAAGCAAAACGGGACUAGUAUCUCAAGACAAUUUGCCCCACAAUGUUUUUGGCAAGUAGGCCAAACAAAUCCCAUAAUUUCCAAAAUUUAUUUUUUUAUGACGACAUCUCUUUAAAACUCUAUGGCAGUGGGGUAUAGGAUAUUCUACACCUCCCUGGGAUAUUUCCCAUCCCCUUACGAUCAUCGGGUCACUGUUUUUUCAACCUCAUUGCAACCGGCCUGUCUACCUACUCCCUUGCCCUACAUAUAAUUAAAUGAUUCACAGGCUAUUAAUUUACAAUUCUUGUCUACUAUUACCGUAUUUAUUCGAUUAACCGCCCUGGGCGCUUUUUUAAUUUUUGGACCUUGUGAGUGGGCGCUUAUUCGAGGCUGGGAGCUUCUUAACUUUUUCUGCCUUUAGGAUGGGCGCUUAUUCGAGGUGGGCGCUAAUUCGAGGCUGGGCGCUUAUUCGAAUAAAUACGGUAGUUUAAGACUUUGAUUACUGGCCCGCUUUACGAAGGUUCGACUGUAUAUUGGCUUUACCAAUGUAUUUACCAAUGAUUUUUUAUAUUCCUAUAGGAAGUCUACGAAGAAGAGAUGGAGAGUGGGGAAGACACAGAUGGCGAGAAGAUCAAGAAAUCGGACGUAAAUAUAGUCAGAAACUACGUGGUUUUGCGGACUCUCCAGGAGGCACUAACGCAGUUUGAUACGGACCUUGGAAAACUCUCUGAAUAAGUUGUAAAAGUUAUCUCAGCUACAAAAAAAUGUUACAUAAAAAGUUAUAGAAAACGUUACUUGUGUUAAUAUUUAAUAUAAUAAGUAAUAUAUGUUAUAUAUCGUAUUGUACUAAUAUAUCUUAAAUGUGUACAGUACAACAUAGCUCGCAAUAUUUCAAAUGGAGAGUUGAAAACAUCUUUCCCAAAGUAGACAAUGAUAUUUACAUGCAAAAUUAACUACAGAAAAGUGUAUAGACGAAGUUGUUUUAUAAAAUAAACCGAUGGU